Molecule: messenger RNA, 149 nt
Organism: Brenthis ino (lesser marbled fritillary)
Lineage: Eukaryota; Metazoa; Arthropoda; Insecta; Lepidoptera; Nymphalidae
Source: the annotation of a GenBank genome assembly
UGGGAAAUCCAAACGAUGAGAAGCUGGUCUUGGUGAAUGUCAUUAAUCGUGUCAAUUGUAAACAAGCCCGUAUGGCGGCGCCGGCGCUGAGUCAUACAAUUGCGAUGUGGGCCGGCGCGGGGCAUUGUGCCGCCUCAAGAAGUGUAAUA